AGUGAGUGAAAAGAAAUCCCCGACCACGCGCUGAUAACGAAAGGUGUCGUUUGCUUUGUAUCUCCGAUGUGCUAUAAAAACCAAGCCGAGCUAGUGAACUAUCGAUAAACACAAUUUGAACGUCGAAAAAAGUAGAAGCACAUCAAGCUUAAAUAAUAUUUCAUACAAGCAAAGAAAACUACAUACAUAAAUAAAAUGAACUUCAACAAAAUUUUCAUUCUUUUGGCUGUCUUCAUUGCCGUCUUCGCUGGACAAACUGAGGCGGGUUGGCUGAAAAAGAUUGGCAAGAAAAUUGAGCGCGUCGGUCAACAUUCUCGUGAUGCCACCAUCCAGACCGUCGCUGUGGCUCAACAGGCAGCGAAUGUUGCGGCAACAUUGAAGGGUUAACUGAAACUGUUUGGAAGUUGCUGCAACAAAUAUUUACGUACCUAAAUUAAGUUUAAUAUUUAUUUAGUUAGAUAAUUGUGUGACUGAUUUCUGGAAAUUGAAAUAAAAGUAUUUGAAUAAAACUAAAAUUUCUGAAAAAUAUAA
Messenger RNA from Bactrocera oleae (olive fruit fly), 531 nucleotides. Its product is annotated as cecropin-1. Gene Ontology annotation, cellular component: extracellular region. The record is from RefSeq and is a predicted model, not a curated record. Lineage: Eukaryota; Metazoa; Arthropoda; Insecta; Diptera; Tephritidae. Gene Ontology annotation, biological process: antibacterial humoral response; defense response to Gram-negative bacterium; defense response to Gram-positive bacterium.